Molecule: messenger RNA, 4634 nt
Organism: Ixodes scapularis (black-legged tick)
Lineage: Eukaryota; Metazoa; Arthropoda; Arachnida; Ixodida; Ixodidae
Exons: 15
Coding region: 276-4412 (1378 amino acids)
Biological process (GO): protein linear polyubiquitination; proteasome-mediated ubiquitin-dependent protein catabolic process
Cellular component (GO): LUBAC complex
Molecular function (GO): ubiquitin-protein transferase activity; ubiquitin binding
Source: RefSeq, a predicted model, not a curated record
GUAGCCUAGGCCGUGGUUCUAGCCUCUAGGUAGGGCUGGGGGGCUGGCCGGCUGGCUAGCGACCAAGGGCCGCCAGGGCAGCCAGGGCCAGGGUUGGGACCCGCCACCGCGACGCGACGCCCCGAACCACGAUUUUCGGCCAAUCUCGAUUCUUUAAUCUCAACUGUGACUGAGUGACCGGUCUCCAGCAAAAACAACGUCUGCAAUCUUGAGUGCGGUGGGGGUUUCGAGGUCACUCGGGUGGUUUCCCGCUUCUACGGUUUCCAAACAAAGCCAUGUCUGCACAAAAGAAGCUGAAUCUAGAGGACAUGGGCCCGCUGCUAACCCUGGGGGACCGUGUGGUCUGGGUGUUUGAGCAUGGACCCGAGCACGGCUGGGUGCGCUGGAUUGGCCGUAUCCCGGUUGUUUCUCCAAACUGGGCCAUUGGUGUCGAAUUUGACAAUCCUAUUGGAGCAGGAGAUGGAAAGUUUGGGGGGAAGAGGUACUUCUAUGCAAGAAAUGACCAUGCAUAUUUUCUUCCCAAUUCAAGUUUACUUCGGGCUGCAGACUACAACAGUACUUUCAGGACAGAAAGUCUCAUGAGGAGGUCUGCUGGAAGCUCAAGGGCCAAGAUGUAUACUUUUCCUCACAAAUACAACACUGCCAGAUGUGCCUUUACUGAACCUCAGGCACUAAAGGACGACUUUCCAGCUGACCUUAACCACUUCCACAGUGGUAAAGAUGCCAGCCAUGGUGCACUCAAGUCCAAAUCAAAACUACACAGAACCCAAUCCACCGGGUUACGUGAGUGUUCUGACCUCUCCGACUAUGAAAACUGGCUGGACAAGGACCCCUGUAACGUGCGUGUGCAGUCCUGGAAAAGCAGUCACUCAGUCAUGAGCUGUCCCCCUGUGCUACUUCCGAGAAUGCUAGUCACCCACGAAGUCACGUCAAGCUCGGAGAGUGAUCUAGAAUUUGGGAGCCUGAGGUCGCUCAUGGCCUGCUUCACGUUGGGUCCACACAGGAGAAAAAAGCGAAGAAAAAAGAAGAAGAAGGGACAUCGGCUGGUGAUAGCUGCAGGCCGCAAUGGUGGAAGCUACUGCUAUCCUAGCGAGGGUAUGCAAGCCGGUCGAGAUUACCAUCACAGUUAUGAGAGGGCACGCUCAGCACACACAUCUCAUAAAGAGUCUUGUCCAAGUGACUUUCAGGACGGAACUUCACGUUGGACUCCCAAGCAGUUAUGGAGGUUUUCUUUGCAAGAACAAAACAUGAGGCGGCCAGACACUAGUGUCGAGGCCGUGAACCAGACUACAGAAAAUCAAGAGGAGAAACUUCCACCUAAGCUUCCACCAAAGACCAUCGCUCGAAAAAAGCGACCAGCACCACCUCCACCACCCGAAGGAGAGCGCUCCUUGCCGAGGCCUCUGUUGCGAGCUCGCUCAGUACCAACCACAGUUGUGACUGACAAAUCUUUCUUGAGGGAUACAGGCUCUGCCAAUUCAACCCAGCGGAGGUCACACAAAAAGCCUGCUCCUCAGCCACCUGGACAAGAUGUCUGUAGCCCCGUUUUGGAAAGUGUCAGCUUAGGAGAUAAAAAAACACUGGAUGCUUUUGCUAGCCAUACAGUGCCAGAGAGCCUACAGGGAAAGACGUCCGUUCUUAUGGCUCCAAAAGCACAGCCUGUACAAGUACAAAAUUGUGUCGUGAAGAAGUCUAGCAGUUUCAUUUCUCAAUCCCUUGUAAGGAACAAACCUCUUUUGCCAAAUGAAGACAGUCGGGAGCUUGGCAAGAAUAUGGUAGACAUGGUGACCAAGCCAGAGCUCCCCUUCAAAACUAUACCAGAUUCUAAAAACUUUCUCUCUGAUCACAAGAUGAGCACUAGUGAAUUGACCAUCCCUGAAAAUUCAAACAGCAUGCCAGGAUUAGCUACGAGCAAAAUUUCAAAUGAACUUGUUGAAACGGUUUCAUUACGCAAGAAGCCUGUGUCUUCAAGAACUCCCAUGAAAGGGGCACCAAAAUGCCAAGGCCCAGAACGUCAGACAGGUUCACUUACUAUACACAAAACUGGCUUUUGUCCCCCAAUUUUAGAGGAAGAAGAAAAUUAUGGUAUGGCUGUAGCACUUCAGCAAGCCAACAACCUCGAGACAGUUUUGAAACGGAACUCCAAUGUCUUUGAGCUUUUGGAUGCUUUCAGUAAGCUGGAAUUGAAUUCUGAAGAUACACCAGAAAAUAAUGAUUUGGGAUCACCAAAACUGCAGAAGAAACAAACAAAGUCUCUUAAAUCUUUGUUUCAAAAACAUCCUGCAGAGGGAAGCAAGGUUGUCUCAACAAAGUGGACAUAUACUCCCAUGGAAGCCAGGAAGGAAAAGCUGUUGAAUGAGGACAAAGCUGCAUGUUCGUUCUCUGAAGUAAAGCAUGCAAAACUGGAAAAGGGAGUUGUCGAUGAAGAAAAGAAGGAGAAUGCCCCUAAUGCAGUCUCAACUGGUUCUACAGAAAUACUACAUGAAGGUGUACCUUUGCAGUGUUCUUCUGAUCUAACAUCGGUGUCCCAUAGAGUCAACUUGAAUCCAGUGAGCCAGUCAUCUGAUUUCGGCAAUAUCUUCAACAAGUUACGUUCACCAACUGCCCAAGUUUCUCUCGUAAAAUUUACCCCACUCCCGGAGGCCAGCGUGGAAAACCCGAUGCAGGCAGAUGCAGGGGGUAGCUCCCAGGAGCAGCCAGUCGAGCACGCUGAAAAUAGCCCACGCCAGGGAGAGAAGCUGCGUGGGCGGGUCUUGCCCAAGAGUGUGCAGGCGUCCUUUGCUUCCUCCCCGGAGCCAGCAGCAAGCAAGGCUUCCCCCAUGUCAUCGCCGGCCACUUCAACAAACUCCAAUAGCCGGGAAGGCCCCAACAAGCAGCGGCCACCAGUGCACCCCAAUUCACCGACGGCACAAAUGCAAGCCAAGCUACCAACACUCUUCCGACAGCUAGAAGAAGCCAUCAGUAAGGGAGAGCAUGACCGAGCUGCCAUUUUGGCACGGGAGCUAGCAAUGUGCAAGGUGUCAUGCUCUCUCAAGCGGGUCAAGAAAGCUGUACCUGACUCGAGACAGUUUAUGGUCAAAAUGUAUGUUGAAGACAAGAAAUCACAUGUUGGCCCCAUUUCUCUACCUGUGCGUCCCGAAAUGACACUGAGUAAUUUAAAGAAAAAGAUUGAAGCAGAGUACAACUUUCCUGUCAAAAUUCAACGAUGGAUACUGGGGAAAAACUUGGCCACAGAUGACUCUGCCACCCUGGAGCAUUAUGGCGUUUCUCACAGUGCCUGCCCCGUAUUCCUGUACCUUGUGAGUCCAGCAGAGCACACCAGCAAUGAACAGCAAGAUCAAGGAGAACCAAGCAGGGUUCAAAGGCACCCACCUCGCAGCAUUGCAAGCACAGAAGAAGCCUCCGAAGCAAUAUCGCCUCCUCUUGCAAGGAGAGGUUCCAAUGCAUCAAGCACUUUAGAUGCCCUGCUGAACGACCAAAACGCAGGAUGGACAUGUGAAUUGUGCGGGAUAAAAAACAUUGAACCCGAUGCUUGUGCUAUGUGUGGGGCACCAAUGAAUGUCGAAACACCCAUGGACGUUUACGAUGAAGUUCCUGUUGCUGAUGCUGUGACCUCAGAAGCAGGUGACGAACAGCUUCCAAGAGCCUUGUCACCCCAAGAUUAUGCACGAAUGAUGGAACUAGAGGAACAGGACAUUGUGCCUAGCAUGGAAGCAUUUGAGUGCUCUGUUUGCUUCUUAGAUGUAGGACCUGGUGAGGGAGCCCUACUUAGAGAUUGCCUGCACAUGUUCUGCAGAGACUGCCUUUCUAAUGCUGUGCGAUAUGCCGAAGAAGCCAUGGUAAAGUGCCCGUUUCGGAAUGAAGAGUAUUCCUGCUCUAGUCAUUUGCAGGAGAGAGAAAUCAAAGCUCUGGUACCUCCUGAAGUUUACGAGUACCAUCUGUCACGAAGUGUCAAGACUGCUGAAAGUCAGGCACCCAACAGCUUCCAUUGCAAGACAGCCGACUGCCCUGGAUGGUGCAUGCUCGAAGACAAUGUGAAUGUGUUCACAUGUCCUGUGUGCCACCACUCAAACUGCUUGACUUGCCGUGCCAUUCACGAAGGCAAGAACUGUCUUCAGUACCAGGAUGAACUGGACUUUAAUGCCCCCAAUGGCCAUGAGGCAAGACAGACCAAGGAUUACCUUGAUAACAUGGUGAAAGAAGGCCAGGCCAUGCAUUGCCCACAGUGCCAGGUUAUUGUGAUGAAGAAGUGGGGCUGUGAUUGGCUCAAGUGUUCUGUUUGCCAGAUGGAAAUCUGCUGGGUCACCAAGGGACCUCGCUGGGGUCCUAAUGGGAAAGGAGAUACUUCUGCUGGCUGCAAGUGUGGAGUGAAUGGUGUGAAAUGUCACCCAAAGUGCAACUACUGCCACUGAAGUUUAUCUGAACUCUCGUGUGCCAAGACAAAUACUAGCAAGAAAUAACAUGUGUGAGAGAAUAAAAAUCAUUAUAAAUUGUGUAUACAGCAUGUUUUAUGGAAAUGUAAGGGAUAGGUUAAACCUACUAGUCAGUAUGAAGUGACCCUGAAACUAGAACUGUUUAUAAAUUUAAAGCAAACUUUUAAUGAUAAUAAAUAUAUUGCCAUAUUUGCUAUUUUA